CCUCUAAACAAAUUUAACCUUUGUUGGAGAAGCUGAGAGCGUUAGCAUUGAUCUCCUUCCUUCAAAGCGUACCCUAUAUCCCUAAUUUCCUUAAUUCUCCUUUCUUCUCUCUUCCUUCCAAAAUCAUUAUUCUCUCUCUCUCUCUCUCUCUCUAGGUUGAACGUUGCGGGGAUUUGACGGUGACGGUGCACUUCUCAACCUCUUAUUCUCAGUGUGUAAAGGUUGUGUCUUUAAAGAGAAAUCGGUAGCAUCAGAAUAUAACAAUUUUGUUUUCUAAUGGCACUGGUUGUAAUGUGUGGGCAGCCAUGCAGUGGGAAGUCCAAAGCUGCAUUGUGUUUGGUUGAAGCUCUCAAAGAAUCAGAAUCAAAACAUCAAGUGAGAAUCAUAGAUGAAGCUUGCUUUCAUCUUGAUCGAAACCAGAGCUAUGCAAACAUGCCUUCAGAGAAGAAUUUAAGAGGGGUGCUCAGGUCAGAAGUAGAUAGGUCUGUGUCCAAAGAUAGCAUCAUCGUAGUAGAUUCUUUGAAUAACAUCAAGGGUUACAGAUACGAGCUGUGGUGCUUGGCUCGAGCUUCUGGAAUCAGAUACUGCGUGGUGUACUGUGACGUUGAAGAAAACUUUUGUAGGAAACGGAAUGAAGAGCGCAGGGAGAAAGGAGAAGCCAGUUAUGAUGAUUCAAUUUUUGAAGAUUUGGUGAGAAGGUUUGAGAAACCAGAAAGAAGAAACAGGUGGGAUUCUCCAUUGUUUGAAUUAUGGCCACACAGAGAAGGGAUAGAGAAAUCUUCCUCUGCCAUUAUAGAUGCUGUCUCCUACUUAACCAAAAAGGUGGACUCCAAAACCAGGGAUGUUAAGAUUCUGCAACCAACUAUUGCCACUCAAACCUCACGUUUUUCUGAUGCAAAUUCUCUGUAUGAAUUGGACAAAGCAACACAAGAAGUCACGAAUGCUAUAGUAGAAGCACAAUCUCAAGCGCUUGGAGGACCACUUAACGGUGUUUCCGUGGGAAAAGACUUGCCUGUAAUCAACAUUUCAAGGUCUGUUGGGCUGCCGGAUCUACGUAGAAUGCGACGCACCUUCAUAAAACUGACAGGGCAAACAAGUUUAAGCGGGCCACCGCCCCCUUCUGAUGCAGAGAGCGCAAAAAGAAUGUUUAUUGACUACUUGAACAGAGAACUAGGAACAUCCUGAAGAGCAGUAUAUGAAUUGCAAUUCAGCUUGUGUGCUAAAGGUUGCCAUGUUUGUAUUUUUAGAUCACAAACAGCUUUUAUGAUUAGUUUACAUCAUUAUUAUUGAAUAGACUGGUUUUAUACCAUCGUUUUAA
Molecule: messenger RNA, 1318 nt
Organism: Vigna umbellata (rice bean)
Lineage: Eukaryota; Viridiplantae; Streptophyta; Magnoliopsida; Fabales; Fabaceae
Source: RefSeq, a predicted model, not a curated record